Molecule: messenger RNA, 980 nt
Organism: Emericellopsis atlantica
Lineage: Eukaryota; Fungi; Ascomycota; Sordariomycetes; Hypocreales; Bionectriaceae
Exons: 2
Coding region: 203-835 (210 amino acids)
Source: RefSeq, a predicted model, not a curated record
CGAGAAGAACAUCCAUGUCAUUCGCCAGGUGGUGACGAAUGACAUUAGCAGCACCAAAGAUCCCCGACGAGAUCGUGAGCUACAUCUACGAGCACAAUCUAUACCGGGACCUUGAGCAAUCAAAUGACGGCGACAAGGGCAAAUCAAGACAAGAGGCGGUCGCCAGCUCAAGCAAGGGCUGAGUCGCCCCAUCCAGACGUACAUGAAGACUUACAACACACUGGCGUCAAUUGCUGCGCGAAACAAAGAAAAAACACGCGCCAUAAACUCGUGCGCGCGCUCACACGCACAGGAGCAGCGCUCACUUUGCUCCCCAGUCGGCUACAACCUAAAAGGCUUUUUCUUGGAUCCUCACAUCAGUUUAUCACCUGCACAGCUGGCAGGCACUGUUGAUUUUCGGUGUCUUGGAGCUAUCUGGCGUUUUUGCAUUGCAUUUCUGGGGCCGACGGCCAUUCGAGAUGGGCGACGGGUAUCAUCAGCCAUGGACGAGUACGUACGUACAUGUGAUAAUGGACUGCUAGAGAGCGCAUACAGAGCGGUUGCGAGGCGCACUUGGCCUCUGCCACGUCCGGGCCAGGACAGGUCUGGCGUGAUGACUGUCAGCAGAAGGGGGAGACGACACAUGCUGGCAGGAGAGCAUCUAUACCAUUCAGAGCGUUGGGUAAUGGGUAGCGUUGCUUGGAAGACAAAACGAGCAUUGACUCGUGCGAGUAGAGCUUGCAGAAAGAAGAUUUCCCGAGCGUAUAUAGUGAUCAACGACAAUGACUUUAUGAGAACCUGCCCGCAGUGGGCGUUCACCCCUUCUUCCUACAAUUUAGCCGCAUUUCUGGACUAAGUAGUAAAUGCAAGGCGGGUGAUCUCGCAAGAUUCUAGACUUGGCAGUGGCAUGCGGUCAACCAUGUACGUAGCACGUGCUGCUCCUGGCCACGUGCUUGGAUUAACAUUAAGUUAAGAAAACAAUAUCGAUUGAGUAAUAAAUA